UGAGAAGUCGGCGCAACGAUGCGACUUGGAGCUCAGGGGCAAUCUCGAACGGUGUACCGGAGAGGCAGCCGGACGGCGCAUCUGGGGCCAGCGCACCUCCCAUGUGGCCCACGAUCCAUGGGAGCCUGCCAAGCCGUUUCGGAUCCAGUCUAGAGGCCUGACCAAGGCUGUGUCGGAGCAGGACGACUAGUGAGAAUAGGCUGAAGAGGGAAAAAGUGGGCUGGGCUGAGCUGAUCAGUCGCUGUCCAGCUGCCUCCUUCUCUCGUUGCAUGGGCCGGACGGAUGGAUGCUCUCUGAUGCCACCGGUCGAGCAUGCAUCGCCAGGAGCAACACUUUUGCAUUUGGUGAUCCGUCACAGUCUGCCACCCAAGCAGCAGAAGUCUUGAAGCUUGCCGAAGCUCUCGAAAAGCUUCCCAUCCAAGAAAGGGUCACCGUGUCGCCGAGCACGGCGAUCAGCCCCCACAUCUCUUUGGAAACGUUCAAGUCGAUUCAGCAUCUGACUGGCGUUGUAGUGAAUCCCUCGACAUUGCCCGACACGGCGUGUCCGCUGAGCGACUUCACAGGCCAGGGAGACGACUGGUUUCUGCGCAUUGCCUCGACCUGCUUCGAGAUGGGCCAGCGCCACGCCAACGAGGCCCUGCGUGACCCUAUUCAGUCAUCACGUUUUCCAAACUCUUUCAGCUACGAUGGUGCCCUUGGUCGGUACGGGGAAAUCCUCUUGGAGGGGAUGGAUGCGGCCAAGAAAUGGCUCGUCGAGCACGGCGUCAAGCUCACUGUCAAGGCUGUACGGGACCGCGCGGAGCACGUGAAGAGCAAGAUGGGAGAUCGCAGAUACCGGUCAAGAUGGCAUUUGUGCGUUGGCAACGUAUACCCCCAGGGCGUGCUGGUCGAUCGAUUGGACCCCAGUCGGUGCUAUGGCUUGAGCGAGGAAGGCAGGGAGACACAACUCAUGCUUAUGGAUCGAAUGUAUCCCCUGGCCAGAUUCGCCUUUACCACCAAGCUAACCCAGGCCCAAUUCCAGGAGUGGCUAUUCGAGCCCUAUCAGCGCGGCUUCUCCGCCUCCUGUAACGCCUCUGUCGAUGGGGAUUGGCAGUGGCAAAAGGACAAGGAGCGAUUCGACCUCCAUCUCCAUGCCAUUCACCUCGACUACUUUCUCUACUGGGUCAACUUUCGCAAUGCAGAAAGUGUUAAGCGCAUCGAGGCGAGGCUGAUCGAAGAGGACAGCGAGGUAUUACCAGAUGUCUUUGCGCCCUUCAGAAAGCUUGUGGAGAACAGCUCCUCGAGCAGCUAGCGUCGGUGGCCAGCCUCGACCAGCAUGCCCCUCGCGGAUUCUCCUCUGAUAUCGCUUUCUUUGGUCAAGAAUCUCAAGAGAAGAAGAGAAGAAAAAGGAGAAAGAAAAGAGAAAGAGAGGCUUGAGCGUUGGGAAUGGACCCCGCUUCAAGGGUUCCUGUCCUCUGCAGAAAGCGGCCUUUUCGCCGCCAGAAGAGAGCACGUGCUCGAG
Messenger RNA from Acaromyces ingoldii, 1501 nucleotides. RefSeq lists its product as hypothetical. The record is from RefSeq and is a predicted model, not a curated record. Bases 287 to 1291 code for a protein of 334 amino acids. NCBI's taxonomy places the organism in Eukaryota, Fungi, Basidiomycota, Exobasidiomycetes, Exobasidiales, Cryptobasidiaceae. The transcript has 3 exons.